Messenger RNA from Rosa rugosa (rugosa rose), 1329 nucleotides. Its product is annotated as SNF1-related protein kinase regulatory subunit beta-2-like. The record is from RefSeq and is a predicted model, not a curated record. The coding region runs from base 330 to 1136 and encodes 268 amino acids. Gene Ontology annotation, molecular function: protein binding. NCBI's taxonomy places the organism in Eukaryota, Viridiplantae, Streptophyta, Magnoliopsida, Rosales, Rosaceae. The transcript is spliced from 5 exons.
CUGCAUCGAGUUGUAUGGACCUCACAGGCAACUGAGGAAACAAGCAGAAGGAGGCCCACAGCACAAGGCAACGUUCCGCUUUGAAACAAACACCAUUACUAGUCUACCGUAGGAUCUUCCCAAAUCGUUGGAGAAUCAAAUUCACUGCAGUGUUGCCUUUUUCAACACUAACAAGGAAAAAGAGAAAAAGAGAAAAGAGAAAACAGAGCACAAACUGUGCUGUCAGUUUUUUGGACAUGAAACUCUGCAACAAAUAUUAAAGCUGAAAAAAUAAUGCGAACUUUCCUUGUUCAUCAGUCAAUUCCUGCUUGGGUUUCUUCAGCAACCAGAUGGUAAUGGGUAAUGCCAGUGGUAGAGAGGAAGGAGAAGGCUCUUCUUCUGGAGUUAAUAACUUUCAAGAGAAUGAUGAAUCCAUGGCUCCCUCACCUCCCCAUAACCCCUUCUUCACUUCACAAAAUCCUGGGGACACGUUAACAAGACCGGGUGGGGCAAUACAGACUCAAACUCAUGCGUUAUCGCAAAAUAUAGAAUAUAAUGAUAAUGUACAAAAUCAGAACUUGAGACGCAUGAAGAUCUCAUGGACUCAUGGUGGCAGGCAAGUUGCUAUCACAGGAUCAUGGGACAAUUGGCAGACCAGGGAGCCGCUGCAGAAUUUAGGUAACGAAUUCGUUGUCAUAAAGUUGCUUCCAUCAGGUUUCUAUCAGUACCGCUUCAUUAUUGACGGGUGUUGGAGGUGUGCUCCAGACUUGCCAUGGAUCUAUGAUGAUUCGGGGACUGCCUAUAAUGUUUUGGAUUUGCAGGAAUAUGGUUUGGAAUUGCCUGAACGCCUGUCAAAGUUCGAAUCUCCUCCAUCCCCACCUUCAAGCUAUGAUAACAGAUGCUUAAGUGAAAAUGAUUUCAGUAAACCUCCGCCAGAAGUACCACCACAACUACAAGUCCCAUUUUUAAACAGGCCACCCUCCUCUUCAAAUGAUGGUGACCGGCCAUUUUCAAUGCCUCAUUAUUCACAAUUGAACCAUUUGUACAUCCAGAACCAAAUUGGUGGCGAGUAUUUCGCACUCAGUUCUACUCAUAGGUUUCGUAAAAAAUUUGUUACAAUGGUGUUAUACAAGCCAUUGAACAGAGAAAAUCCAUAAUUUUUAUCUUCAUUAUGGGGACUAGAAUAUAAUUUGUAGAUUUGUAAUACUAGUAUAUCACUUGGAAUUCUUAUGAUUCAGUAGGUUGAGAAAGCAGGUCAUGUAGGUCAAUUUGUAAGAGUAAGAUGGUAUGCAAAAUAUACCAUGACUUCAUAUUGGAUAUUGAUAUUACCCUUUCGUCAUUUCUUUUGCA